UAUACCAGCGUAAGUGUGUGUUUGUACCAGUGUGUGUGUGUGUGUACCAGUGUAACUGUGUGUGUAUACUAGUGUAAGUGUGUGAGUGGGUACCAGUAGACUUGUAAUACUAUCUUUUUGGGAACCAAAUGUAUUCACAAGGAUAGAAAGAUGAGGAAAAUUUAUGUUUGUGGGGACCUUUUGCUGGUCCCCACAAGGUCAAGACGCUGUUUUAGGGUUAGGGCUUAGGGUUAGGGUUAGGGUUACAGUACAAUUAAGUUAAGGUUAGGGUUAAGGUUAGGCAUGUAGUGGUUGGGGUUAGGGUUAGGGUUAGAGGUUACGGAAUGAAUGUAGCAAAUGGGAAGUCCUCACAAGGAUAGCAGUACGGGACUGUGUGUUAGUGUGUGUGUGUACCAGCGUAAGUGUGUGUGGGUACCAGUGUAAGUCUGUGUAAGUACCAGGUUACAUGUGUGUGUGCCACUGUAAGUGUGUGUGUGUACCAGUGUGUGUCUGUAUUUGCUGCCUGUGGAACAGCAGAGAGAGAGCUUGGGGAAAUCAGUCAGUUUCACUUACCUUUCUCUGUAAAAGCAGUCUCUAGCCUCUCCCAGCCUGAGUCAUAGGAGGCGUGUGGAUUCUCCUAUUCAGCCAAAUAAAGGCACCUGAACUGAAUAUUGUGUGUAAGUCUGUUGGACUCUUCUCACCGACCGGGGGAAAUUAAGUGCUGCAUGAAUUGAUAUAUAUUUGGACUUUGAUCCCUGAACGGCCUCCACAUUCAUGCUUCAGAUCCACAUUUGCAAAACUACUGAAAGUCGGCUGAAAUGGAACACGUUGCAGCAGCAGCAAGGAUCAGUUUAUUGGUGUUUGGUUUGAUGGUCGUGGCUCCACUGCCUGUUGGAGCUUUCAUCCCUUCUGAUGCAAUUCGAAAAGCAUUUAGCUCUGGUUUGUAUUAGCAAUGAUCAAUUUUGGAUAAUUGCUAAUUUAUUUAUUUAUUUAUUUAUUUUAUGAAAAAAGCCUUAUGUAAUGGCUGGGGCUAAAACAGUGUACAAGAUUUGACUGAACAGUUUUCUCUUAUCAGCUUUUUAAAAUGUAUUUAUUUUAUAUUUCUCUAGACUGUGUUCGAGAGGCAGCCAAAACUGCAGGUUUGUAUUAGCAAGGAUCAAUUUAUUGGCGUUUUGGGGUUCAUAUUUUUUUAUACACAGGUUUCCAGGUUCACGCACACAUUCUGUAUAUAGUUCAGUGACAUUACAUUUACAUACAGUGACAUUCAAGGCACAGAUGAAGUCUCUUUUCCACCAUUUAUUUAUUUAUUUAUUUGAUUUGAGUGUCCUCUUCUUGCAGAUACAUCCUGUAAGCACCAGGGUCACUCUAGUCCAGUGGUAAGCAACCCCAUUCCUGGAGAUUUACCAUCCUGUAGGUUUUCACUCCAACCCUAACAAAACUGCACCUCAUUCAACAGCUAGAGAUCUUUGUUGAGCUGCAAAUUAUUAGAGUCAGGUGUGCCAAAUUAAGGUUGAAAUGAAAACCUACAGGAGUAGAUCUCCAGGAACAGGGUUGGGCAGCCCUGCUCUAGCUUUGUUAGGGUUGGAGUGAAAAUCUACAGGACGGUAGAUCUCCUAGAACUGGAUUGGUUACCACUGCUCUAGUCUAAAUAACUCAAGUCGCCAUCACGUUCCUGGUUUCACCAAAUGGCACACAUACACCUGGAUGUCUCUUUGUGAUGUGCGCAGGUGAAGCCGCGUUGGCAGCUUCAGGAGUUCUUGUAGGUCUGGGUGCCGCGCCCGUCUUUGUCGUUGGUGGGACUGCAGCAGCAGCGGUGGGUGCGGCCGUGCACAAGCUAGGAUCAUGUCAUGCAGUUGGAAAAGCAUUUAGCUCUGAAUGUUUUGGAGAGGCAGUCCUUCGUGCAGCUGGCUACGGGGCAAGAGCUACAGCUGACUUCGUAUGCGGCUAUGGCAGUGAUUCCGUGUGUAGGCUCCAACCCUGGACCGCACCGCGUCUGUGCUGGCAGGUGGCCUUAGCGCAGUGGCUGGCCUGCACGCGUUGACUAGCCCACACUCAGCGACGCCGCGAGCCCAUUUCCGGCGGCAACACCUGCGGACGUCUUGCCAGCGCGCUACACUUCACACAGCUGUGUGUUCUUAAAUACAAUACAUGUGAAGGCUUGGAAAACUGCAUUCGGUUAAAAAUAAAAUAAUAUUAAACUCGCUCUGUCUCAACAGUUUUUUUUUUCCUGAACUCCCUUUUUCCAAGCAGCUGCAACACAACAGACCAUUUAUGUUUCUCAGCAUUUACCGAUGAUACAUGCAGGUGCUUACACUAACCCCCUGCGUGUGAUCUGUGCUUCUCCCUCUACCUGUGCUCCACCUUAACGAGCUGCUAAUUACCUGAUUGGCUUCACCUGCCUGUGGCUCUACAUAAGCCUGCUGCAGCUGAAGAAUGGGAGAGGCCUUUGUAGUUCCUAAAAGUAAUAUUGAAGUAUGUAAAUGUACACCAGAUGAUCUGUGAGUAUACACAGUGGAAAUGUAUGCGCUGUUGAUGGCAUUACAAUGGGUGGAAGAGAUCAGACCAGAUAAGUCUCUAGCCUCUCCCAGCCUGAGUCAUAGGAGGCGUUGUUGCGCUGUGUGGAUUCUCCUAUUCGGCCAAAUAAAGGCACCUGAACUGAAUAUUGUGUGUAAGUCUGUUGGACUCUUCUCACCGACCGGGGGAAAUUAAGUGCUGCAUGAAUUGAUAUAUAUUUGGAUUUUGAUCCCUGAACGGCCUCCACAUUCAUGCUUCAGAUCCACAUUUGCAAAACUACUGAAAGUCGGCUGAAAUGGAACACGUUGCAGCAGCAGCAAGGAUCAGUUUAUUGGUGUUUGGUUUGAUGGUCGUGGCUCCACUGGCUGCUGGAGCUUUCAACCCUUCUGAUGCAAUUCGAAAAGCAUUUAGCUCUGAAUGUGUUGAAGAGGCAGCCAUUCGUGCAGGUACAGCCGCGGUGGCAGCUACAGGAGUUCUUGCAAGUGUGGGGGCCGCGCCCACCGUUGUCGUUGCUGGGACUGCAGCAGCAGCGGUGGGUGCGGCCGUGUUCACGCUACGAUCAUGUCAUGCAGAUGGAAAAGCAUUUAGCUCUGAAUGUGUUGAAGAGGCAGCCUUUCGUGCAGGUAAAGCCGCGUUGACAGCUUCAGGAGUUCUUGCAAGUGUGGGGGCCGCGCCCGUUGUUCUCGUUGCUGGGACUGCAGCAGUGGCGGUGGGUGCGGCCGCGUUCACGCUACGAUCAUGUCGGGCGGUGUGUACACCCUGUGACAGGACAUGUGACCGUGAUUCCGCACCCUGACCCGCACGGCGUCUGUGCUGGCGGGUGGCCUCAGCGCAGUGGCUGGCCUGCACGCGUUGACUAGCCCACACUCAGCGACGCCGCGAGCCCGUCUCCGCCGACAACACCUGCGGACAUCUUGCCAGCGCGCUACACUUCACACAGAUGUGUGUUCUUAAAUACAAUACAUGUGAAGGCUUGGAAAACUGCAUUCGGUUAAAAAUAAAAUAAUAUUAAACUCG
Molecule: messenger RNA, 3510 nt
Organism: Anguilla rostrata (American eel)
Lineage: Eukaryota; Metazoa; Chordata; Actinopteri; Anguilliformes; Anguillidae
Exons: 19
Coding region: 2789-3289 (166 amino acids)
Source: RefSeq, a predicted model, not a curated record